UAUUAAAAUUCUAAAAAGUGAAAAAAAUUGCACGUCAAUGGAUAGACUUUUUCCCCAUGUCCCGCACAAAAUAUCAAGACAAUCUUCAAAUUCACUUCCACACAAAAACUCUUCCUUAGCAAAUAAGAAACCACGAUCGAUCGAUCAAUUAAUCGAACCAGAGCUGGACUAAGAAUCGAACCAUUAUCAAACAAAUGGGGAAUUCGUGCUGUUAUCUUUGCGGAUGCAUAGACCAAGCCAGCAUAGGUGUGAUCGAGCGGUGGGGCCGCUUCGAGAGAUUAGCAGAGCCUGGCUUCCAUUUCUUUAACCCCUUCGUCGGUCAGUUUCUCACCGGUGUCCUCUCCACCAGAAUCCAAUCUCUCGACGUCCGCAUCGAAACCAAAACUAAGGACAAUGUGUUUGUGCAAUUGGUGUGUUCAAUUCAGUACAGAGUGGUGAGGACAAAUGCUGAUGAUGCGUUUUAUGAAUUGGCUAACCCUCAAGAACAGAUUCAGGCUUAUGUCUUUGAUGUGGUUCGAGCUGUUGUUCCGAGAAUGACUUUGGAUGAGCUUUUUGAGCAGAAAGGUGAAGUCGCUAAAUCUGUCUUAGAGGAACUUGAGAAGGUAAUGGGAGCUUAUGGAUAUAGCAUAGAGCAUAUGCUGAUGGUUGACAUUAUACCUGAUGCUUCUGUUCGCAAGGCAAUGAAUGAGAUUAAUGCAGCUCAAAGGCUUCAGCUGGCUAGUGUAUACAAAGGGGAAGCAGAAAAGGUAUUCCAAGUGAAAAAGGCAGAAGCUGAAGCAGAAGCCAAGUACCUCGGUGGGGUUGGUGUAGCCCGACAAAGACAGGCUAUAACAGAUGGAUUGAGGGAGAACAUUCUGAAUUUCUCCCAUAAGGUGGAAGGCACCACUGCUAAGGAGGUGAUGGAUCUUAUAAUGGUCACCCAAUAUUUCGACACAAUCAAAGACCUUGGUAACUCCUCUAACAAUACUACUGUCUUCAUUCCCCAUGGCCCCGGCCACGUUAGAGACAUUACUGACCAAAUACGAAAUGGAAUGAUGGAGGCUGCCAGUGUGCAGGCGAUCCAGGAGGAUUAACUUUGCACAUGUUUGCUGCUGAGCAUUGUCUGUUUUGCUUGGUGUGUGUAGAUUGUAAUGCAUUUUUGUUGGACUUCUGUUUCUGUCUUGCUUGAAUUGAAGGUUAUUGUACAGUGAUGGUUAUGCAUCCAGCGAUGCCACGUCUAGAGAUUGAACGAAAGGAGCGUAUUAACUAUAAUAAAUUAUUGAUGUUGGCAGAAGGUGAAUACGGAAUGCAAAGGGAUAUGUAAUUUGAAUAUUAAUAACGAUAAUUAUACACUACAUAUACUAGUUUAUAUA
Molecule: messenger RNA, 1352 nt
Organism: Mercurialis annua (annual mercury)
Lineage: Eukaryota; Viridiplantae; Streptophyta; Magnoliopsida; Malpighiales; Euphorbiaceae
Product: hypersensitive-induced response protein 4
Exons: 5
Coding region: 195-1073 (292 amino acids)
Source: RefSeq, a predicted model, not a curated record